Pedinophyceae sp. YPF-701 is the source of this 2388-nucleotide messenger RNA. Lineage: Eukaryota; Viridiplantae; Chlorophyta; Pedinophyceae. The record is from the annotation of a GenBank genome assembly.
AUGGGCCUGUACCGGAGCUGCGCCGCGGCCGCGUCGCGCGCGCUGCCGUGGCUCUCCGACGCGAUCGAUCCCGUCCUGAAGCGGCAGCACCUCUCCCGCAUCGCCCCGUCCGCGGCAGCCCGCGAUUUCGGCGCGGCACACCCGCCUGGUGGCCGGCCGCGCACUGGGGCCGUUGCCCCGCACGGAACGCGCAUGGCGUCCGCCACCGCGAGCCCCGCGGGCGACGCGGAAGAUAUCCCCGUCGUCAUUGCUGGCGCCGGACCCACCGGCCUCGCGCUGUCCGGCCUCCUGUCGGGCUACGGGGUGCCGUCCGUUGUCCUGGAGGCCAAACAAGCACCCUCGACGCACCCCGCGGCGCACUUCGUGAACAACCGCACCAUGGAGGUCCUGCGCCACAUGCGGGGCCUCGACGCGGCCGUCGCGGCCGAGUCCCCGCCACUCGAGCAGUGGCGGCGUUUCAUAUAUUGCGAAACCAUGUCUGACGAGCCCCUGGCAACCGUCGAUCACUUCGCCGGCGCGCCCCCGGACGGCCGCGUCGGCGCGCCGGCCCCGGGAGCGCCGCGCGAGUCCGACGCGUCCGCCAGCCCCGUCGCCCCGGCCCACCUGAGUCAGCCACGGCUGGUAGAGCUCCUGGCGCAGCACGCCACCGCCGUCGGCGGGCCCGACGCCGUGCGCCGCGGCUGGCGCGUCCUCGACGUCCGCGCCGCCCAGGACGUCCCCGCGGACGCCGACCGCGAGGACGAGCCGCCCGCCGACGCGAAGGACCUCCACGCCGGCCACGUGCACGCCUCACUGGGCAUCGCGGCGCUCACCGGAGUGGACGCCGGGAUCGCGGGGCCGUGGGACGCGCCGCCGGAGGGCAGGGCGGGGCCUGGGCCGCUGCUCGAGGUCGAGGCUGCGCGGCAGGGCGCGGGGGGGGUCGAGGAGCGGCGUGUGUUCCGGUGUCGGUACCUUGUGGGCGCGGACGGGGCGCACAGCACGGUGCGCGGGCUGGCCGGGAUCCAGAUGGUCGGCGAGCCGGCGCUGCAGCACCUGAUCAGCGCGCACGUCGUGUCGCGGGAGCUCGCGGACGCCGCGCUGACGUCAGGGAGGACUGCGAUGUUGUACUUCGUUUACGGCCCCGCGGCGAUCGCGGUGCUCAUCGCGCACGACCUGCGGCGCGGGGAGUUCGUCGUGCAGAUACCGUACUUCCCUCCGCACCAGACGCCCGAGCGGAACUUCACGACGGAGAGGGUUGCGGCCGUGGUACGGGCAGCGGCGGGCGCGCAGCUGACCGACCUCGAGGUGCUGGACGUGCGGCCGUGGACGAUGUCGGCGGAGGUGGCGGAGACGUACCGCGCGGGGCACAUCGUCCUCGCGGGCGACGCCGCGCACCGCUUCCCGCCGGCCGGGGGCUUCGGAAUGAACACGGGCGUCCAGGACGCGCACGCGCUGGCGUGGCGCCUCGCAGCGAUCCUCCACCACGGCGCACCCGCGAGCGCCCUCCUGGACGCGUACGUCGUCGAGCGGCGCGCCAUCGGCCGUGCCAACUGCGAUCUCUCGGUUGCCAACUGGCAGGGCGCGGCGCGCGUCCCCGCCGCGCUCGGACUGGACCCGCGGGCCGCGUCCUUCGUCAGCGGCGCGCUCGAGUCCGCCUCGAAGAACCUCGGGCUCCCCUCGUUCCUGACGUCGGGCGCCCUCAGCGCAGCGCUGUCAGUCGGGCAGGCCUUCUCCGGCACACGUGGGCCCCUCGGGCCGGCGCGCCGCGCCGCGCUCUCCCGCGCCCUCGGCCCUGAGACCUCGCUGCGGCUGCAGUUCCCCGAGCACGACCUCGGCUACACGUACGGGCGAGGGGGCUGGCCCGCCGUCCACGAGGGGCGGCACAAGCGCGGCGGCGGCGGCGGCGCGCCGUGGGUGCAGGAGGUGUGCAUGGGCGGACGGAUGCCGCACGUCGCGAUCGAGCGCCGCGGCGCGGAGGGAAGCAUCACAGAGAUGUCGACCCUCGAUUUGGUGCGCAACGACAAACCAGUGGCGCUCGUGUUGUGCCGCGGCGGGUGCGCGUGGGACGAGGCGGUGGCGUCGGAGUGCGCGGCGGUGAAGGCGGGCCCGCUGAAGGGGCUCGUGGAGGCGGUGGUGGUCGAGAGUGGGGAGGGGGAGUCUCGCGCAGCGGAGUCAGGGGUGGCGGAGCGCGUGCGCGACGUCGCGGCGCGCUGGCCGGGGCUGCCGGGCUGCGUCGGGCCCGUGGUCGUGCGGCCGGACGGGCACGUGUCGGCGGUGCUGCGGGAGCCGCUCGGGUGGUCGACGUCCCGCGCCGGCGUCAACAUGGGCAUUGCGUCGGGCGAGGCGGCGGUGCUACGCGCUGCGGCGCACGCGCUCGGCCUGGAGGCCGUGUACGCGGCUGCGUCGUAG